UUUCCUCGUGCACAUUUUCAUCGGAAAUAUAUAAGAAGAAAAAGAAAAACUAAAGGCAGAAGAUAAUGGCAAGUGGAGAGACUGAGCUUUACUUUGUUUUCAUGAACUAUGAUCCUGAAUACGAACGCCUUCUAUCCAAAAGAAAAAAGAAGGGAAGCUAUGAGCUGGAUCUGUACAUAAGCAAGAAACAUGAUGAGCUGUUAGCAAAUACCUUUGAGCCAGGCAGCUAUAAAAAGAGAUUAUCUUUGGUUAUUGUUGAUGGUUUUGCUGUUGAAAUCACUGAUUAUCAGGCCAAUGUGCUUAGAUCUGCAAAAGAAGUGAGGGUUGUGGAGAAAAAUCAAGAGCUUGCAUAAUGCCGGCCGAUGACUGUUUCUUGUCAAUGAUUAAUUCUUGGAGAAAAUUAAUGGAAAUCUAAAACUCCCCCCCCCCCCCCCUCCAAAAGAAAAAAUUAAAAAAAUGAGAAAAGAAAAUUGUGGGGUUUGGUGGGGAAAGAAAUAAUUGUUUUAGUAUUAAUGCUUCAUAUUUUGGAGCUAAACUAUAUAUAUGUAAACUCAUCUUUGUUCUUAAUUAAUUAAGCUAACAUAUGGUACUGUUUUCUA
Nicotiana attenuata is the source of this 599-nucleotide messenger RNA. Its product is annotated as subtilisin-like protease SBT2.5. NCBI's taxonomy places the organism in Eukaryota, Viridiplantae, Streptophyta, Magnoliopsida, Solanales, Solanaceae. The transcript has 3 exons. The record is from RefSeq and is a predicted model, not a curated record. The coding region runs from base 66 to 353 and encodes 95 amino acids.